AUGACCUUUCCUGACACACCUCUCCAAAUAGCCCUAAUCGCCGAACUAAGGUCGACCUACCACGACCAAGGUUAUUCAGAAGAAGAAUGCGCAGCUCUACCACAUAAUGGUGAAGUCAACCAGGUUCUGACUGCCUUGCAAGAAUUGGGGCACCAUGUCACGCUGGUGCCAGGAAUUAAAGCCCUUGUCAAACACCUAGCAGCUGGCACAAAUAAGGAUUGGGACCUGGUGUUUAACAUUGCACAAGGAUGUCAUGGGUUAGCCAGAGAAGCUCAGGUCCCAGCGCUGUUAGACGCUUACCAGGUUCCGUACACGUUUUCCGACGCUGCAACCAUGGCGUUGUGCCAGAACAAGGUCGCUACUAAGAUUAUCUUAGCUCACCAUAAGAUACCCACGGCCCCAUUUGCAGUGAUCUCACGGGCAGAACAGAAUCUGAGCCUUGAGGAUCUUACUCAUAUGAUACCACAUUAUCCACUCUUUCUAAAGCCGGUUACUGAAGGGUCGUCUAAGGGGAUUGACGGAUUUAACAAGGUGAUGGAACCUGCAGACUUAGAGUCGGCAGUCAAAAAGCUAAGGUCACUAUUACCCGACCAAGACAUCUUGGUCGAACCCUUUCUGUCGGGUCGGGAAUUUUCAGUGAGCAUCCUAGGAACUGGUGCUCUGGGCCGCGUAAUUGGCGUAACAGAAUUUUUCUGGAAAAAGCCUUCCGACGUCGGCACUGUGAGAAAUGGGGACUGCAACAGUCUCGAGUUUGCCAGCAGAAAAAGCAAGAGUAGCGACUCUGACAUGCUGGUAGAACGCAACGACCCUGGUCUUAUGACCGAAUCUCAGGUCAAGGCUGCCUGUCAAGUUGCAUUGGACGCCUGGAAAACUUUUGGCUGUCGCGAUGCUGGGCGUGUCGAUAUUCGACUCAGCUCCAAUAAGCCAGAUGCUGUGCCCAAUGUUCUAGAGCUGAAUCCUAUUUCCGGCCUACUUCCCGGCCAUUCCCCGUUGGCAAGGAGUGCUGAAGAAAAUGGCCAUUCAUACAAGAAUCUGUUGGCUGCAAUCAUCCAAAGCGCAUUGGCCAGAAAGACUGUCUGCAAUAGUUAG
This is a messenger RNA of Aspergillus lentulus, 1089 nucleotides long. RefSeq names its product D-alanine--D-alanine ligase family protein. Lineage: Eukaryota; Fungi; Ascomycota; Eurotiomycetes; Eurotiales; Aspergillaceae. The record is from RefSeq and is a predicted model, not a curated record. Gene Ontology annotation, molecular function: ATP binding; metal ion binding; D-alanine-D-alanine ligase activity.